AUGUGUCUUGUUACCACGCUUUCCGGUGUUUUGGUUUUAGCCUUUUGGCUUCCUCUAGAGUUUCAUACCUCCUUACCUGGUGUCAUUGUUUUUGCGUUGCUGUUUGGGUUUGUCAGUGGGGGAUUCGUCAGCCUGGGGCCUCCCUGUGUUGUUUCGCUUGCAGACGAUCGAGUCGAUGAAAUUGGUGUAAAGCUUGGUGGUUUCUGUCUCGCAAUUGCUCUAGGUGCGUUAACUGGGCUUCCUAUCGAAGGUGCCAUAAAGGAUAGAGAAGGGGACAAGUUCAUAGGCUUGAUGUGCUUUGCAGGUGCUACCAUGUUCCUUGGUGGAUUUUGCACUGGAAUUGCUCGAGUAAUUAAGGGAGGCUCACGCUUGAUGAAAAAGGUUUAACAGUCUCUCUCUUAUAUAUUGUUUAAUUUCCUCUGAUGAUACUGUGCCGCUAUUUCAGUCAAUCUACAGUUGUUAACAAUUAAUAAAACUCCAUCAUUAUUUCCUGGUGUUUCCCAGCUGUU
Trichophyton rubrum CBS 118892 is the source of this 509-nucleotide messenger RNA. RefSeq lists its product as uncharacterized. Lineage: Eukaryota; Fungi; Ascomycota; Eurotiomycetes; Onygenales; Arthrodermataceae. The transcript has a single exon. Bases 1 to 387 code for a protein of 128 amino acids. The record is from RefSeq and is a predicted model, not a curated record.